Molecule: messenger RNA, 2315 nt
Organism: Epinephelus fuscoguttatus (brown-marbled grouper)
Lineage: Eukaryota; Metazoa; Chordata; Actinopteri; Perciformes; Serranidae
Product: relaxin-3 receptor 1-like
Exons: 1
Coding region: 680-1822 (380 amino acids)
Biological process (GO): immune response; G protein-coupled receptor signaling pathway
Cellular component (GO): membrane
Molecular function (GO): G protein-coupled receptor activity
Source: RefSeq, a predicted model, not a curated record
GCUAACCACUGCACCACCGUGCCCAUUACUAAUUACUUAGAAAUAAAUACAACAAAACAAAACUUUUCAUUCCAGGCUUUUCAAGGGCCCCGUUCUCAUUGGGGCCCUAGGAAACCAGUCCCCCCAUAGGAUGUCACUGCAAGUGUCUUACUAAUAAAAUGACCCCGCAGAUGACCUUUGACCCCAGUUCUGAACAUUUUGGCACCUCUCCAACGCUGCUCUGCCCUUCACAGUUAUGAUGCUCCUAUAGGGCAAACUGACCCCUGGAGAGAUCUUGGUGAUGAUGUGCACAACAAAACGGAGGAAGGUUCCUGUAUUUUCGUUAACUUUUCAUGAUUAAGUUGACAUUUUCCUAUUUGUAUAGCUCCCCGCCACCUGUCUAAUGAGCUGACAGUCUGUGUGAGGCAAAUAUUAAUUCAUGGAGACUAAUCAGUAAACCAGUCCUGGUGUUUGCAGUUGGAAUCUGGAAGAUUUACACUCGUCUCUAUGCCUGUCUGCGUCUCUGUCACAUCUUGUGCAGCCAAUCGUGGCUCAGCAGAGGAGCGACACACCUGUAUAAAAGCAGACUCAGACUCACUGAAUGGGGAUAAAGAGCGAGGACUCUCACAUGGAGCGUCAGGGCUGUGUUUGCGUCUAGCCUGUGCGCGCAGCGGAACGCCUGGUGCCAGUCCAGUUAAAGAUGGAUGACUUAUUCAACCACAGCGGAGGAGCUCUGAACAAAAGUUCACCUGGCGAUGAGAAAUUCAGUUUCGAAGACAUCGACGUGAGCGCAGACGGCACCUCCAUCCUGAGGAUCCUCAUUUCCGUGGUGUACUCUGUAGUUUGCGCGGUGGGUCUGGUGGGAAACCUGCUCGUCUUUUUCCUCACGAGGCUACGGCAAGGUCGGAAGAAGUCCACCAUCAAUUUUUUCAUCAUCAACUUGGCAGUGACGGACUUCCAGUUCGUGCUCACUCUGCCCUUCUGGGCCGUGGACACCGCGCUGGACUUCAGCUGGCCGUUUGGAGACUCCAUGUGUAAAAUCAUCCUCUCGGUCACCGUGAUGAACAUGUACGCCAGCGUGUUCUUCCUCACUGCCAUGAGUGUGACCCGCUACCUGUCUGUCGCCUCGGCCCUGAAGAAGAAAGCGUACAGGAGGUCCCGGUGCGUCAAGUGGGUGUGCGCGGUGCUGUGGGUGGCGGCGACAGUGGCCACAGCUCCCACAGCUAUCUUCUCCACCGUGACUGUGGUGGCCGGUGAAAAACUCUGCCUCCUCAAGUUUCCAGAGGGGCACGACUGGCUCGCCCUCUAUCACAUCCAGAAAAUAUUAAUAGCCUUCAUCAUACCCAUGCUCAUAGUCUGUGUUAACUACCUGAUGCUGCUGCGCUUCGUGAGGCGGAGGAGCAUGGACAGCAGCAACCCCAAACGGAGAUCUAGAGUCACCAAAUCUGUCGCUAUCGUGGUUUUGUCUUUCUUCUGCUGCUGGAUGCCAAAUCAUGCCAUCACCUUCUGGGGCGUUCUGGUCAAAUUUAACGCAGUUAACUGGGACAAGUCAUAUUACAUGGUGCACACGUAUGUGUUCCCUGUCACCGUGUGCUUGGCGCACGCGAACAGCUGCCUAAACCCGGUGCUUUACUGCCUGAUGAGGCCAGAGAUCAGGAAGAUGCUCAGCGCGUUGUUUUGGAGAGUGUCCACUCCAUCCUCAAAGAAGAGCUGCGCCACGCGCUCUUUUACGCACGGAGAAACCCAGGGAGUCGUGCCUCUCCAGAUUAUGAGCAAUGGGGAGUACACGCUGCCCAUCAUAGACCGUAAAGGUUUACCAAGCUCCAAAAUGAUCCCUCGGUAACUUGAGUGUGGUGAAACAUAACACCUCAUGCAGCUGCUUUUUGCUCUGGUUGUCCACCUGUGACUGUCAUGACUCGUGCGUAAUGCUUUCGCCACUACUUCAGAUUUAAACAUUUUUUUUUAUAAUAAAUAAAGAUGAACGCUAUCACCUGGUUGUCGUGAUGACAUGAACUAUGUUUGAGAAGUGUAAUGUGGAGUUUUUUAAAUUCCUACAACUGUCACAACACUACCCAUCACCUGUUAAUUUCGUUGGCGAACAAAACGCUUCUCUUUCCAAGACACCGGGCAACAGAGAGACGGGGACAGGGGGCAAAUGAAUCUUAGACACUUUCAAGGACUCCCAGCUUCAAGUGGGAUUAUAUUAUGAAAAAGGAGCGUGCAGUGUUUUCUGCUCUGCCUGUAAAUCAAUUGCUUUUCCACUUGAAGUAGUAAGAGACUGACUUCAAGUGACUAUUGAUCAACUCCACAGAACAUCUUCAAUCCUGUGCCAUCCU